Carica papaya (papaya) is the source of this 3238-nucleotide messenger RNA. NCBI's taxonomy places the organism in Eukaryota, Viridiplantae, Streptophyta, Magnoliopsida, Brassicales, Caricaceae. The record is from RefSeq and is a predicted model, not a curated record.
ACAAAUCCUCUCUCUCUCUCUCUCUCUCUCAUCUCUUCCAUCUUUCUCUUCCACUUUGACCCUUUCUAUUUUCUACCUCCAUCGCUCCAUCUUUUCAUCUACCUGUAUCUAUCUUUGUGUGUGUAUAUAUAUGUGUGUGCAUAUAUAAAUGCACAUACAGUAUAUAGGGGGAUAUGGGUAUGCGGGAAAUGAGAUAUGGGUGGACAGACACCUUGAAGGGUGGCUGAUAGGAGAUGAAGUUAGCAGAGAUCGCGAGAGGAGAGAUAGAGAGAGAGGGGUUGAGGGGGUUUCUUUUUUUCUCCUUCAUUUCUGGGUGAAAGAGCAAGCAGGUAUUUACAGAUUUGAAGAAAGGAAGGAAACGGCGGGAUUUGUAGAGAGGAUUUAAUGUGGUGAUGGGAUUGACUGGUUGAAAAAUAAAACCUAAAUAGUAGAGAUGUACCUGGGAUUUUUACCAAAAAUGGGAGGGAUCAGAUCUGACCCAAAGAGAAGCUAGCUAGUUUUUUAAGGUCCCCAGCUAGCUGGUUUCUCCAUUUAUGUAUAAAUGGCGCAAGGGAUCUGCUAUAGUACUAUAUGGUUACUUGUAUAUAGGAUUAUUUGCUUAUAUGGGUGGUCAUAUAUAUAUGUAUAAAUAUUGAGCGAAAGAGAAAAAGAAAGAGGAGGAUGGAGACAGUAACGAAACACAAAGAGAGACUGACAGAAGAGAGUGAGCACACGCAGGCAAUUGUAUGAAGGCAUACCUUUGCGGGUGCGUGCUCACUUCUCUUUCUGUCAGCUACUUUCAGUUUCCCAAUUGUGUUUUCCUCCCCAGAAAAUUCCUACUAAAUUAAUCCGUUUCCGAUCUCGUUGACACCUGUCUCCCCCAUUAUAUGUUCUUCCUACAAGUGUCCAUGGUACCCAGAUUCACGAAUCGUAUAUAAAAAGUUAUUAUAUAUGUGUAUAUACUUUUCUUUAUACAGGAUAAAGCAAAGGAGGGCCACAUCAUCACGCUCAUCAUCACGCAGUACGCUUGUUCUUAUCUUCAAUCCUGAUUUCUCUUUCUACUGGGUAAGUUUCGUGAAAGAAGAAAGUAUCAGGAAUGUCUUGUUUUGAUAUAAGAGAUAUUUAAAAAAAUUAAUUUGGUUUUGUAUUUAAAAUAGUAAAUAGUUAGUACAGAAAUAUUAUUUUUAUAGUAAUUAAUUAUUCCUGUGAUGGAGCCUUAAGAGCGUGUCUUUUGAUGGUCCUCUUUCUUGAAGACGACGACCAAAGUAUCGGGGUUCUUGAAGGUACUACUUCUUACUGUUCAAAUUCUAACGGAAAACUCUGUGUUUUUCGGGGUUUGUAUGUCAAAUUUGUCAACCUACCUUCUGGAUCGUUGUUUUUCGGUUACCUUCUUCAAGAACUCCAAAACCCUUUUCUUCUUCUUCUUCUUCUUCUUCUUCUUCUUCUUCUUCUUCCUCCAUUUCCUUGCCCUUUCUCCCUAUUUUAUUCUCAGAUAACACCAUGUUACCCGGCUGUGAUAUUGGGACCUCUUUGAAUCGGCUUCUACAGAAGGUAAUUAAUUAAUGAAUUAAUUUCAGUUUACAUAUCUGGGUUUGGUGAUCAUGGCAAGCGGGAAUAUGAAGGAAGAAACCCAGAUAGAGGGAGAUCAGGAGUACUACCCGCCUGGAUCAAAUCUUCGGGUCAGUACGCCUGGGAGCCAGAAAUGGGAAUAUCUUGUUUGUUUCUUCUUCUUAUAAUAUACCGGCGCUAUUUUGAUUUUUCGCACCCAUGAUCAAUGAACUUUGAGAAAUUUCCAUAUGGAGCAGCACUUAUUGUUUGGUCUUGGGGGGCAACAAGCCGCUUUUAUCUGCUGCAUAUUAAUGAUCACUCAGCUAUCUAAAGGUUUUGGAGGAUUAAGAGGAGGAAAGUACGUGAAAAGCACAUUCUAAAGUGAAGGAUUGCAAUGGAAGAGGAAAUGCAGAGUGUUAUUUCAGUUGAUGAGAGAAAUAUGGUCGAGGAAAAUGUGGUAUUCGAAUAUUCUGAUUCGAACAGCAUCAAUCCGUCAAUGCCUAGCAACAAGUGCACAAAGCAUGGUUGGUCAAAAUUCAAAGGUCUUGUACCCCAGCCCAACGGACACUGGGGUGCUCAAAUCUAUAUCAACUACCAGAGGAUUUGGCUUGGAACAUUCAAAUCAGAAACUGAAGCAGCUAUGGCUUAUGAUAGCGCCGCCCUGAAGCUCCGGACUAAAGAUUCAGCACUAAACUUUGAAUUGACUAGCCUUAGCGUUAAGGAACUAACCUUUCAAGGCUUUUAUACCAAUGAAGAAGUGAUCAACAUGAUAAGGCACGGUACCUAUAAGUUCAACUUUGAUUGUUUCCUGAGGACUUGUGCUCAACAAGAGGACGGAGGUAUGAGCCAUAGUCUGGGAAGCUUGGGAGGCGAUGAAGGGACAAUGUGCAAGAAACUGUUUCAUAAGGAGCUGACACCAAGUGAUGUUAGUAAGCUAAACAGGCUUGUCAUCCCUAAGAAAUUUGCUGUCAAGAACUUCCCAAACAUCUCAGGGAAUGCCUACUACAAUGGCAAUUUAAGUGAUAUCCAACUAAUCUUUUAUGACAGGGACAUGAGGGUAUGGAAGUUUCGGUAUUGCUACUGGACUAGCAGCGAGAGUUAUGUUUUCACAAGGGGCUGGAAUCAGUUUGUGAAGGAUAAGCAAUUGAAGGCUGGUGAAAUUGUCACUUUCUAUGAAUGUACUCCGAGCAAGAAGACGAACGAGGAGGCUUCCAACAACUUCUGGGUCAUCGAUGUAGGCGAUGACCUUAGCUAUGACAUGGAUUUUCAAGUUCAUUUGAGGCAUGGUAAGUUCAAUUAUGACAAGGUUGAAGAGGAAUUUGCAGGAGAUGAAGUGAAUCAGCCAGUGAGGAAUGGUGAUGGGAAAAUGUUCAAGCUGUUUGGCGUUUGGAUCAUGUGAGACAUGGAUAUGCUGGUUUAUCCUUACCUUCUUUCCAUUUUAGAUGUCUUUGAGUUUAUUAUUGAAUUUGGUAUUGGAGAAACUAUUACAGUACUCUUUUUGGUAUGGUUUGGUGUCUCAAAUCAAUCUCAUAAUUAGGGUUUUGUACUCUUUUUAAGUUAUGGAGAAUUAGGGUUUGGUACUAGUGAUUUUGUUUUGUAGAUAAUUAGGGUUGUGGGUGGAUGGUGGGGCUUCUGGUGCUCCAAGGAAUAAGUGGAUUGAAUGUUUGAUUUGAUUGUUUUCAUGUUUUAAUGAGGAUUCCUGUUUUGAAAA